Messenger RNA from Vitrella brassicaformis, 345 nucleotides. NCBI's taxonomy places the organism in Eukaryota, Vitrellaceae. The record is from the annotation of a GenBank genome assembly.
CUAGUAGUUGUUCCCGAGCGGCCAGUUCAGCCGGAUGUUGAAGCUGCUGCAGUCGAUCUCCCACACGUUCUUGUGCACUUUGUCCAUAGCUGCUGGCCCCAGCCGGCCGACCCGCGUGCCCCCCUCCAACUUGCCGAGACUGUGCUUCAGAGCCCGAUCGUUAGAUGCAUGGUACACAGACACACGGUCCGCUGCCUUGCAGAUCGACGACGGCGUAUUGAGCACGCUGUCGGGGACGUCUGCGCUCACCUGCACACACAGCGAGGGGCAUUAUGUAUUCGUAAGGGAUUGCGUCUCCGCUCACCAUGAAGAUGUUGUGAAGAACACCUUCUAUCGCAUAGUUCU